Molecule: messenger RNA, 1341 nt
Organism: Tauraco erythrolophus (red-crested turaco)
Lineage: Eukaryota; Metazoa; Chordata; Aves; Musophagiformes; Musophagidae
Source: RefSeq, a predicted model, not a curated record
GCCCCUGCCAUCCCACUGGAGGUGCUCGUCAUGCGACAAGCUGGCGGGUGCACCAAGCCAGCGGUGCUCGUCCUUCUGUGCGCCCGCUGCUCAGCCACCGUCACUUCCCCAUGCUCGGACCUGCUCGUCCACACUGACGCCCCCCUCAGCCCAGGGACCCCCGUGGCACUGACCCCUGAGCUGCCUGCACCCACUGGAGAGAGGCAGCUGCUGGACUGGGCUCAGCAUGCGUACGGGGGCAUCACAUCCUACAGUGAGCUGCGGGAUCCCCGCAGGGUCCAGCUGCACCUGGGAGAAGAUGCCCACAGCCCUCCAGAAUGCAUCCCCCAGGAGCGCUUUGAUGCCACACCACACCUAAAGACUGAGGUCUUCUUCCAUGGGAUGAAGGGCUGCUCGCAUGGGGACGCCCAGAGCACCAGGGUCGCCCACAUCAUCCGCCUGCAGCCCGAGCCCAGCUCCUCAGUCACGAAGGUGAACCUGUCUUUGAACUGUACGGAGAGAGCCAUGAGCAACCAGCUCCUCAUCCUGCAGAGCCGGGCCAACCUCAACUGGUCCUUCUCCGUCAACAACUGCCACAUCCAGUUCCUGGUCUCUGGGAACUACGAGAUCGCGCCCAUCUCCUCGUGGCUGCCCCCCAGCGAGUUCCUGCCUGACACGGAGCAGGGCCUCAUUGCCAAAGCCUUUGAGAAGAACUACAGUGUCAUCGCCUCCUACUCCGUCAUCCCUGCCAGCGCCCACAUCAGCCUGGAGCUCCGGGAGCACGAAGCAGUCAGGAAGGCACCUGUGACACCCAUUCCCCCAGCCCCCACUGCCGACUUGGUGCCCCACAGUCUCCUGCUCAUGCUCCAGCCCUGGAAGUGCACAGAUGACACUAUGGAGAUCAUCAUCGCCAGGUCCCACCUGGAGCCGAUCAAGGACGUGGUGAACAUCACCCUACGGGACAUCAGCUGCCAGGCAGAGAAAAACGCCACUCACUUCAUGCUGAAAACCCCCCUGAGCCACUGCGGCACCUCGCUGGAGGGCAGGGGCCACGCCAACAACGAGCUCAUCCUCAACCUGGCCAGGGGCACAGUGUUCCGGAGCGUACGGGUGGCCUUCCAGUGCAAUAUCCCGCGGGAGCUCUUCCUGCGCCUCUUCCCCACUGCUGCCUUUGAGGUGCCGCAGACGGAGCUGGUGGUCAACAAGGAGGCCUUUGUGCAGGCGUCCAUGCGGUGGGAGGACCACCCGGCCGACCUCGGGCGCGUCCCCUUCUCGGCCACCCUCAAGUGCACGGCCGGCUUGCAGAACACCACCAUCUUUGAGAAGGUGCUGGAGGUGACAGUGAAAGACAACUGGCAGCCA